Molecule: messenger RNA, 7382 nt
Organism: Labrus bergylta (ballan wrasse)
Lineage: Eukaryota; Metazoa; Chordata; Actinopteri; Labriformes; Labridae
Product: vascular endothelial zinc finger 1-like
Biological process (GO): regulation of transcription by RNA polymerase II
Cellular component (GO): nucleus
Molecular function (GO): DNA-binding transcription factor activity, RNA polymerase II-specific
Source: RefSeq, a predicted model, not a curated record
GAGGUUUCUGCAGAUUUCAGCUUGUGUUGCCAAGUGUUGCAAUGGAGCCGAGCUGGAGUACGUUUUUAUUCCAACAGGCCAAUGAGGCUCUGCAUCACCAGCACCACAUAGCCGGGAACAGUCUAUUGCCUUUGCUCAGCUCUGGAUCUGAGCCGCCUGAUCAGAAACCGGUGCUGCCCAUCCCUCUGGACCAGAAACCCCCUGUCAGUGCUGCAGAACUCCUUAAAGACAAUGUGGCCAGUGGGACAGGGGGAGGAGGGGGAGGGCCUCCUCUCGCUGUGAUCAAAAAAGAGCCCAAGUCAAAGACGCCCUUCAUCUGUGGCUACUGCAACAAGGCCUUCAGAGACAGCUACCACCUGCGACGGCACGAGUCUUGCCACACCGGAAUUAAGAUGGUCUCCAGACCCAAGAAAACUCAGAUGGCCCCCACAAUGGUGCCGCUCAUAUCCACCGUACCCCGAGAGAACAACGUCAACCAGUCAUACAUCACCACUGUGGCUGGAAUCCUUACCACAGCCACCACGUCCACAGCUACAGGCACCAGCAUUAUGACGCCCAUGCAGCACCAGCAUCAGCAUCAGCAACAGCAACAGCAGAGUGUUCCCAAGAAGCCCCCCAAACCUGUGAAGAAGAAUCACGGCUGUGACAUGUGCGGGAAGGCCUUCAGAGACGUGUACCACCUGAACCGCCACAAGCUGUCGCACUCUGACGAGAAGCCGUUCGAGUGUCCCAUCUGUCAGCAGAGGUUCAAGAGAAAGGACCGCAUGACAUACCACGUCCGCUCCCAUGAUGGGGGGGUCCACAAGCCUUACAUUUGCUCCGUCUGUGGGAAGGGCUUCUCGAGACCUGAUCACCUCAGCUGUCACGUGAAGCACGUCCACUCGUCAGAGAGGCCGUUCAAGUGCCAAGUCACGGCCUGUACCUCUGCCUUUGCUACCAAAGACCGUCUGCGCUCCCACAUGAUCAGACAUGAAGGUAAAGUCACCUGUAACAUCUGUGGUAAGAUGCUGAGCGCUGCCUACAUCACAAGUCACCUCAAGACGCACGGCCAGGCCAGCUUCAGCAACCCCUGCAACAAUAAAGGCAUAAGUGACUGGCAGUGGAACCACUCAGGGCCACGAAAAGGUGAGUUGACGGUAGGAGAGAUUUUAAAUAACUCCUUCCAAGUCCUAAUUGACAACUCUCACAAAGAUGCCAACAAUGUGCACAACAACUCCGCCACCUCCACGCCCGUCACCAACUCAGCAGCCAUCACCUCAGCUAUUAACCGCGGUGCCAGUAACCCCGUCACCAUCGCCGCUCAGAUGAACAUCGCCACCAGCACGGUGAACAUCACGUCCUCGAUGAACCUGCAGCACCCUGUCACCAUCACCGGCCCCGUCAACCUGGCCUCCGUCAACAUCCCGACGACAGCACACAUGAAUAUCGCCCACCCGGUGGCCAUCACCUCACCCAUGUCCAUGAAUAUCACCGGGCCACUCAACAUCGCCAUGAGGCCCAUGGAUAGCAUGCCUUUUCUAUCCCAAGUCCUGCCCUCCUCCCCGCCCUGGUAGAGCUGAUUGUAAACUUGUGUUGAAGCUGAUCAUGUUUUAACUGCCUGAUAAUGGAGCAACCGGUCACAUCUUUAUGGUCAAUGAUGGUGUCUGAAACCUGAAGAGCUGAUAACCAAUGAUAAAAAAAAAAAAAAAAAGUACUGAAGAUAGCAAUGAAUGAAUGUUACUCCCAUUGUGGCAUUAUGUGUUUUUUUUUUUUUUAUUAUUUAUGAAAGAAAAUGUUUCAGGCUUAUCUGGCUAACAGUCAGUCAAAAUGAAUUGAAUGAAGAGAUCAUUUUUUCGGCUAACCCAGUAGUUAAAUCAGUCGACCAAUUAAGGUACUUCAUCAUAUUGAUGAACUUAAUAUCUGAAAAUAAUAUCACCAUGCUGGAGCCUCGCUCAUGAAACUAUAACCCGUACUGUCAAAUUGCCAUAUCUAGUAGUAGGGAGUUGGAAGGAAAAGGCAGAUUUAAAGUUUCUGGUUAUAUCUGCCUGUAAAGCUCAUUUAAUACUUUAAUAAUUUAAUGGGAAAGAUCUUAAUGAAUUCUAAAACGUCCUGAGAUUAAGUUGUUUUGAUCAAGUAUUUACUUUGAUGGUCAGAUUAACUUAUUUUUGUUUUGAUGAAUGAUGCUACAAAACACUCCAGAUUAAGUUUUUCUCAUGCAAACAUGACUUUGGUGGGGAGGAUGUGUGGAGGGGGUUAUUUAGCGCACAUUUUCUCUGUAAAUAUAGACCAUUAAUGCCAAAGAUUUUCUAAGUGAACUGUUUCCAUUUGAAUGCUAUAUUUAAAAGGAUGAAAUAAGCAUUUGGACAGCCUUUAGACCAUCAAUAGACACUUAAAUGUCCUUCAAAAACCUGCAGUAAAACACCUCCAGCCCCAAUCCACAUCACCAAUUUACAUUACCCGUCAUGUCAGUGAGAUAAUCUUUUAACUUUUUAUAUUUUGUUUUUAAAUCUGAUCAUGUUUUUAAUGUUACUGGAUGAUCGUCACAUCUUCAGGUUUCAUGACACAUUCAAACAAAAAGAGUAUUUUCUUCCACAGUUGAACAUUAUCAGGCAGUUAAUACAGCAUCCGUUUCAACAUGUUCACCCUUACUGUGUUUGUAUUUAUCCCCUUUUAUUUCACUCGACUAGUUUGUUUCCUCUGACAGAUGGUAGAAUGGUAGAAUGGUAGGGUGAGCAGUCUCAUCACAGCAGUAAACACUCAACAGCAUGCUGUGAAGCAAACCCUUUACAGCCAAUUUUUUUUUUUCGGACUUCUUUUUAAAGUUCUAUUUAGCCACAGAAGGACCGUGUAGUUUUUGUAAAAGUGACCAGUGAAAGAUGAUUUCCUCAGCUGGUCGUGUGACUUCAAGCAUGGGUGAUGUGUGACACCUGAGGAAUUGUUUCACAGCUCCUUAAAUGGAAGUGUAUCGCUGGACUUCUUAAACACUUCCCCUUAAGGCAGAUUUUUUUUUUCAAGUUCUUUUUAUAUAUUGUUUUUAGUGGACUUAUCAGUAUUUGAUAGUUUAUGUAUUUUAAAGUUAAAGCUUCCAUUUUGGGGGAGGGAGGGGGUGAGUGAUAAUCUUUAUUUCACUGAUGUUCCAGAGGAGGUCUUUGAUCUGUCAAACAUCUGCUCCCCCCAUGUCUGUAUUUCAACAUUGCUGGAAACCAGUCACUUGUCACUGCUGCAUAAUCUGCACAAGUUUAUCUGUGACAUGUGUUUGUAUGUAUUUAUAAAUCAGGACAAGACGGUUGAAGGUACAGCAGAUAGGAAAUGUCUCGUUCUAAAAGCAUGUUCCCAAGGUUUUUGCCUUUUUAAAUGGCAGUAUUAUCAAAGGUCAAAUGAUUUUAAUUUUGAUUACUGACAGCUUUUUUAACUGUAGAGGUCAAGAGCGCCACCCAGUGGCUUAUUAGACUGUGAUACACAAGCAGUCCCAAAGUUAACUCUUGCGCUAUGUUCAGUUGAUUAGAUAGUUUACUUUAGCAGGUCUAGGAUCCCAUCACUGUCAGUCAAACUCAGGAAGGUUACUGAGAAUAGUCUUCAAACAUUUAACACUGAUCAUUUCUUUGUAAUUAUCAAACACUAUCUUAUUGCCUUUCACCUGUGGGAGCAUUACUGGGCUCACCACAGGAAACAAUGCAAGAACUGUAUCACCACUUGUGUGGCCGUCCAUCAGGGAGAGUUCAGAGAAAUGAACAGACUCAAAAAAGGGAAAGAGCUGGAGUCGGGUUCUUCUUUUAUAAACACAAGUCCAAAAUUCUAAAAUGUAUACCUUCAGCGAGCAUCAGGUGUGUAGCUGCAGCUUGGUGUAGUUUUUGCCUCAAAUAACACAGAAAUUCAGAAUUAGUCAUAUAAAACUAUUCAAAGAAUUAACAGUCAUUUUGAAUUCAGGCCCUAUUUUAAUGACUUGUGUACUAAAUGUUUUGGGAUUGGGGUUGCCUCAGCGGGCAGCUAAAAAGGCUACAACACAACCCUGCUGGCAAAUUAUCCAAAUUAAAGUAUGUCGACUGUAACUGCUUGUUUUGCAACUGACAGAGCAUUUAUUCCAAGUGUCCGAAUGUCUACCUCUUCUCACCAAUUCUGACUUAUACUUCCAUUCUCAUCCUCCUGCAACAUCUCAACUCUCAAAACAAGAUUUUGAAUGAGAAUGACUUGACCUUGAGCCAGGCUUGUCCCGAAGCUAAAUUUACCUCCUGGGAAACUUUCCUUGUUCAGGACAAUGAAGACCUGUCCCAUCAGCUCGUAUGUUCAUGCAAGACUUCUCCUGAAGGAGACUUGUCCCCGAUGAAGACCUUCUCCUAGGAGACUUUUUCUUUAGUGAGUCUUCUUUUUGAUCAUGAUCUUCUUAAGCACAAGUCCUUGUGAGAGACUUUUCCCUGGGCAGAUUCAUCAUUCAAGUGAGACUUGUCCUUGAAUGAGACCUUGGAGAAGGACUUUGAGCUGAACUGCUUUUCUAGUUGGACUUCUCCUUGAGGGAAACAUUGCUCUUGGUGAAACUUUCUGACUUCUUGAGGGACCUCAAGUGAGAUUUGUCCUUGAGUGAGGUCUUCCUGGAAUGAGGCUUGUCCUUGAUGAGGACCUGUUUUAAGUAAAAGUUGUCCUUGUUCCAGUUUUCUUCAGCUGCAUCCAGCAGUCCUUGAUCUUAAAUGAGAAUUUUCUUUACUUGAGCAAGACUUGUCCCUCAGGGGGACUGCUUAAUGAUUGGGAGUUAUGUUUGUUAUUAACAAAAAAAAACUUAAUCUCUAUUAAAAAUGCACCUUUGGAGCCUAUCCAUGAUGUCAGCCAUAAAAGCAAGCACUUGCAGUUGCAAACUUUCCAGGGCCGGAUAACCCAAAUGAUGUCCUCUAGGAGUCACUUAUGGUGGCAUUACAAAAUUAGUUUACAAAUGUCUUCCUUUUAGAGAUGACCUCAUUGUCAUAUAAAUAGACUAAACAGGACCAUCUCAUUAAUGAAUGCAGUUUUUAAAGAGCCAAAAUCACUCCAGCCCUUUCCUUUGCCAGUUUGACUUUCUCUGUAGAUCUCACCUGCACAGCUUGGAGUGUGGUUUAGUUCAGCUGUUAUUUUAUCACUUAUUGUUUCUGGACAGUUGAGGCUGUGAUCACAAAGAAAGCUUUAUAAAGUGUCAGAAGGGGUUGCCAACCCAUCGUCAUGGAUUGCCAAUCCACUAUAUGUUACAUCAUUCAAGGUUCUUCAAAAUUCUCACUCGGGGGUUAAAAAAGUGAAACCCCAAAAGUCAUUCUGAAGCUGUGUUCAGACCAAACCUUGUCAUCUCUGGUAUCAUAUCGGCACCUGGAUUCUCACAGCUGGAUUAAUCGUCCAACUCCUCCAUAAACUGUGUCUGGGUGAACUUUUCCUGCUUCCAGCAACUUAAGGCUGAGGCAUUCCCAGUUUGAUUAAUUGCCGAUUAUGAGUACGAGCAUUUCUCUUAAGGACACAAACUAGCAGUGUUAAAACAGUGGAGCUCCUGUCCAUCUGUCUCGACUGAGCGAGUUUCCCUGUAUCUAACAAGGCUAAAGUUGGCUCAUAAUCUGAGUAAGUACAAAAACAGUACUGACAAACAUUUCUGAAACUUGUUACUCGUGAGUAUUGGUGAUACAUGAACUGUAGUCCAGUGCUGGAUUUUUUUAAUGGCCUGAAAUGACCAAUGAAAUGGCCCUGUGAAAGAUUGACUUACUUUUGGUCUGAACAGAACUUAAUACUAUGGUUGUUCCACUUCUUGCAGUCCUACACGUAGUAGGAAUGCAAACUCCAUGUUUUGGGGGUCCUCCCUUGGAGCCAGUCAUCAGUCCCCAUGUUAGGGCUGUGAUGUUGAGACUCAUUGAGAGCUGGGGCUUAUACUACUAGGCAAGGUGAACAUAAAAUGUAUCUUUGGCUUCAUUAACACGGGCAUAAGAGUGCGUUCACACAGUGUUAGAUUCAUAUAACCUAUCUUGUGGUGUGUAAUAUUUCAGCUCCAACGGUAUCAAAUAGUGUGUUCUGGAGCUUUAGUAGGAUGAUCUUUUAAGUUACCACGGUUACCUAUCUGGGUAAGAAGUGAAUGGCCUUGGUAGGUGCUAACCCUGAAGUUACCUUGAUAACUAAACAGCCUGCUUAUUAGUAUAUCCCCCAGGUAACUGAAAGGUUUGAUGUGUCAUCUCAGCCCUUGAACAGCGAGGGGUUAAAGUCUCUUGUGAUCUCAGCCUCAGCGGUUCCUGCACCAGGCCUGCGUAAUGUUGCGCAGCUCGGGCUGUUUGUGUCGUGAGGACAAAAGCAAAAUUAGUUUGUAGAUGUGAAGCCUUUCUUAGUGAAGGCCUUUUUUUUUCAGUGCAGGAUCUCUGAAGCACUUGCAGCAAUUUGUAGGAUGUGCACACUACAGAGGAGCGGUACUUAGAGGGGCAUUUAUGUUCGGUGGAAUCACACAAUGGUUGGCCUGUUAAGGUUUAUGUUUGCAUGCCAACACAAUCCACCAGUGCUCUAACACAGAAUGGCAUUAUGAUCCUGGAAAAAUUACUCAUUUUAUGUCACUGUUUGUUUUUUUCUUUUGUUUCCAAUGUUGCAUGUGGACAAUGGAGCUCGUCCAGUGUAGGUUUGAGUUCAACAACCGUUCUUAGAAGGCUAGACUUUUUAUGAAAAGAAAACACUAAAAAAAAAAAAAAAAAAAAAAAAAUGUAGGAUGACACAAAGUGUGAGAUGUCAUUUGUCCUUCUUCAGUGGCCGUAAACGAAGUGUGCCUGAAAAACUUCACAAGGCUUCUUCCACACGUCGACUCUUCCUCCCGUGGGCGGUCUUCUGUGUGGCAACGAGGUCUGUGAAGACGCCUUCAUCAGUUCAGAUGUUCAGAUGUUCUUGGGCCCUCAAGGUCUGUAAACCAAACUGUCAUGAUUUGCUUUUUCAUUUUUAAACCGGAUUAUGUUUUGUAUCAGAAACAGCAUUAAAAAACAAUAAUUGAUCUUUAUUUGUUAAUGUAUGGAUGACAUAUAUCCAUGUGGUUUAAUUUGACUCCAACCUUAUGUGAACAAACAUUUAUUUGGCCAAACUAUCUUUUUUUAUUUUUUCAAGUUUGUGAUGAAUUUGGCAGAUGUGAAGGCAAAUGAAUGUAUAUCUUUGUACAAACCAUUUAGUUCAGAGGACAUGUUAGCUAAGAGACUCAUGCAAGAAAAACAAACCUUUUAUAAAACUUUUUGUAUUAGAACAUUAACAAUGGUAAUUUUUGUAUAUACGAAGGCUAGGCUUUCUGAUUAGCAGAAAGGUAAAACAUUCCUACAUUUUUUUUUAAAUGUAUGUCCAUUGAGAAAAUUAAUUAUGGAAAAAUGCGCAAUGUUUUAUGUGCCUUUUAUUUGGGUUUGUCUAAAUAAAAGAAACCAAUAAAACAUGACUGUGGACUGUCA